Molecule: messenger RNA, 1678 nt
Organism: Sphaeramia orbicularis (orbiculate cardinalfish)
Lineage: Eukaryota; Metazoa; Chordata; Actinopteri; Kurtiformes; Apogonidae
Gene: srsf9
Product: serine and arginine rich splicing factor 9
Exons: 5
Coding region: 374-1108 (244 amino acids)
Cellular component (GO): nucleus; cytoplasm
Molecular function (GO): mRNA binding
Source: RefSeq, a predicted model, not a curated record
AUUUUGUGUAGUAGAAGAAGAAGAAGAACCACUGCUCGGGUUUGCUAAGUGCUAACAAGGAAGCAGCAGAACGCGCGAACUGUUAGCAUUUAACCUGCUUCAACAGACGGCCUUUCGGGCAUUGAAAGGUUUCAGGCUUGGAUCCGAAGUCCCUUCUUGAACUCAUCGUUUACUUCUGUUGUGGCAUCAUCACUGCUUAAAGAUUUUUUUGUUGUCUAAAUUGUGGAAGUGGAAGUGGAUGGACGAAGUUUUGGAUUGAAUCUAGGAUUAGGAUCAGGACCACUUCUACAUCUGAGUGUGAGAACAAUAAGUUAUCUUAAAAUCUGCCGGUGCACCCCCAUUCUGUGUCAGCAGUGCCAGUAGCUCAACCACCAUGUCUGAUGGUCGGAUCUAUGUCGGGAAUCUUCCCAUGGACAUCCAGGAGAGGGACAUAGAGGAUCUCUUCUACAAAUAUGGAAAAAUCCGUGAUAUUGAAUUGAAGAACAAUAGAGGCACAAUCCCCUUUGCCUUUGUGCGAUUUGAAGACCCACGGGAUGCAGAUGAUGCCGUCUGUGGAAGGAAUGGAUACGGAUAUGGAGACACCAAGCUCCGUGUGGAGUAUCCUCGAUCCUCUGGUUCUAAAUUUGGACCAACAGGAGGAGGAGGUGGUGGAGGAGGACCUAGAGGAAGGUUUGGACCCCCAACACGAAGAUCUGAAUUCCGCGUCAUAGUGACUGGGUUACCUCCUACUGGGAGUUGGCAGGACCUGAAGGAUCACAUGCGCGAGGCAGGAGACGUUUGUUUUGCAGACGUGCAGCGAGACGGAGAAGGCGUAGUGGAAUUUCUCCGCCGAGAGGACAUGGAGUACGCACUACGCAGACUGGACCGCACCGAGUUCCGCUCACAUCAGGGUGAGACGGCGUACAUCCGUGUGUUUGAGGAGAGGGGCACCCCCAGCUGGGGUCGGUCCCGGUCCCGUUCCAGAUCCAGAGGGCGUUACUCUCCUCCGUACCGAGGGUCGCCUCCUCGGUACCAGUCGCCUCCUCGACACGCUAUGUCCCGCCAUAGUCCCCCCCCCAGGAGGCACCCCCCCCUUCACCAUAACUCACCGCCACGCCAUUACCGGUAGAAAGACGCGCCAUUCACAGAGGGACUGGGGAGAACAGUUUUUAAUUCUUUUCUUUGAUUUCUGCCCACUCGUCCUUGUUGGACUCGACAGUCUCCUGUUCUUGACAUACAUUCCAUGUUCAGGACGUCCUGAGCACUCGGCUCCUCCCACAGCCUUAACAUCGUCUCUUUGGUUUUUAAACAUCCCAAAGUGUCCAACUUUGUGUUUCUGCAUAAAUACUGUGUUGUGUAACAAAUUAGAGGUUUCUUUCAUAAAGAAAUUUUGGGAUUGUGAUGUCAGACUUUGACAAGACCUAGUUCUUACUCUGACUGUCCAAACUCUGUCGGUUGUACAGCUCAUAGAACCACAUUUACAUUUUUCAACCAAACUUUACUUUGUGAUUGUGUCACCUUUUCUCUAGCCUUGUAUCCAAGUUCCAAGAAAUGGGAAGGACCUUUUUGGAAUAGCCAAUCUAAGAACCUGUGAAUUUCUUUCUCUUCAGACGUGUACAAAUUAGUGAGCCUUUAGACUUGUGACACCUUUUGCCUGUGAGCCUCAAUGUCAGGUUUUUUUUUUUUUGUUUUUUUUUUU